UUUGCUGAUGCUAGGAUUACUCUCAUUCAUCACAGUACCCAGUUGUCUUACAGACAUGUGUGUGGAAGACCCACCAAAGGUUGCGCAUGCCACAUUCAAAGCACUCGCCUACAAGAGUGGCACCAUCCUUAACUGUGACUGCAAGAGGGGUUUCCGAAGAAUAAAGAAGUCGGUCUAUAUGGUUUGUUUAGAGAACUCCUGGAGCAACAACUGCCAGUGCACAAGAAACUCCAAUGACAACAGAAGAAAGCAAGUUACACCUAAACCUGAAGACCAGAAAGAGCAACAAAUCACAGAAAUGCAGAAAUCAACACAGUCUGUGCAUCAAGAGAAACUUCCAGGUCACUGCGGGGAGCCCCCUCCAUGGGAACACGAAGAUACCAAGAGAAUCUAUCAUUUCGUGGUAGGACAGAGAGUUCACUAUGAGUGCAUUCAAGGAUACAAGGCCCUACAGAGAGGUCCUGCUGUGAGCAUCUGCAAAAUGACCUGUGGAAAGACGGAAUGGACGCAGCCCCGGCUCACAUGUGUAGAUGAAGGAGAGCACCAUCAGUUUCCAGCCAGCGAAGACUCUCAAGGAAGCAGAGAUCCUUUUCCCGAAAGUGAGACUCCCUGUCCCAUCAUCACUACAGACUUGCAGCCACUCACAGACGCAGCAACAACUAUGGAGACCUUCAUCCUGACAAUGGAGUAUCAGCUGGCAGUGGCCGGCUGCAUCUUCCUGGUCAUCAGUAUCCUUCUUCUGAGCGGGCUCACCUGGCGGCGUAGAUGGAAGAAGAGUAGAAGAACCAUCUAA
Molecule: messenger RNA, 793 nt
Organism: Microtus oregoni (creeping vole)
Lineage: Eukaryota; Metazoa; Chordata; Mammalia; Rodentia; Cricetidae
Gene: Il2ra
Product: interleukin 2 receptor subunit alpha
Exons: 8
Coding region: 8-793 (261 amino acids)
Biological process (GO): inflammatory response
Molecular function (GO): interleukin-2 binding; interleukin-2 receptor activity
Source: RefSeq, a predicted model, not a curated record